GUGCGAUUUUAGUUGAACAAUAAAUAAAAAAAGCAUGUCCUUUAUUCUUUCAAACUUGUCAAAAUGUUUCAUCCUAUCUCAUAUAGGUCUGAAUAUGUGUUUGUAAAUACAUGUGGGUAAUAAUACAAAUUGGACUUAUAAUUUUAGUUGAUCAAUAAAAAUAUACCGUUUAUUCUUUCAAAUUUCUUGGGGGUCGUUUGGAUUAGUGAAUGUGACGGGGGAUUUAUGAGUGAUUUUAAAACAAUCUCUCGUUGUGCAGGAUUUUAAAACAAUUCUGCGUUUGGAAAGGUGAGAGAUUGUGGGCAUGAGGAAAUUCUAAAUCUCUCAUAUGAGAGUUUUUAAAAUAGCUGAUGGGGAUCAGCUAUUUCACAAUCACUCAUUUUUUCUCAUUCUUUUCCAAACUCUGCCCCUCCUUUUGUUCUUCCUUUCUUAUUCUUCCUUAGGGAUUAGGGAUGGGUAUAAUUGUAACUUUAAUUUUUAACUAAAAUCCUUCAUCUAUUCCCAAACAUGUUAUUUGGAUCAAAUCCCACGUUUAAAAUACCUGGGUUUUUAAUUGAGAGAUUUUAAUCCAAAUCCCUCAUUUACACAUUCCCUAAUCCAAACGACCCCUUGAGAGAUUCCAUAUUGUCUCACAUCGGUCUUAGUAUGUGGUGUAUUUCUUGCUACGUAUUGGUCUCUGUCGUCUUCACCAUCACUAUAUAUAUAUUUGGCUUUGAAUAUGAUAUCUCUUAUUCUACCUUGACACUGAAACUUCGUUCGGCUCUGUAGAUUAGGAAGAUGAAGGGACUGAAGCUGAAGAAAGCUCACUUGAUGGAGAUUCAGGUCAAUGGUGGGAGUACUGCUCAGAAGGUCGACUUAGCGUACGGCCUUUUUGAGAAGCAGGUUCCAACCGAUGAGAUGAGAUUAGCGUACGGCUUUCGGCCGUCUCAAGGCCUGAUCGAGAUGAGAUUAGUGAAAAGGACUGGAGUGUCGUUAGUUAGUUCUAGCACAAUAGUCUGAAUCCUGUAUGAUUCUGCACUAGUUGCAGGCUUGCAGCCUUGUUUAAUUGACUUGCUGAUACGACUAUUCAUAGGCCCAACCAUCACUAGGCACAAGCAGCCCAACCCAAGAGUUGCUACCGUGAUUACGUGCAUAAGCCCAACCCAUGCCGAGAGAAGCUUCUUGUUGUAUGAGCUUGGGUUUGUUGGAGUCUUGUUAGCAAGGAUGAAGAGGUCAGCAGAUUGUUAGAGUUAAUGGUGCAAGUUGUUAGAGUUGGUGGAGGAAGUGCAGUUGAAGUAGAACAAAACGUUGAGUUGGUUCCACAUAGAUAGGGUCUUUCUAAUUCUAUCUAUUUAAGGUAGGUAAGAGUGAACGGAAUAGAAAGCAAACAAUAUUUCAGAAAUAGAAACCUCUGGUCAUUCUCGUCAAGAAAGGAGAAAUUUGGUCCACUCCCGCCAAGAAAAGGGAGCUAUCCAAAUCCAUCACGUAUGACUUGCUUGAUUUUGGAGCUUGUUCUUGUUAAUAUUACACAUUGAUGCAAAUGGAAUUGAAGUUCCUAAUUAUGUGAUUAACAUCUAGAAAUCACAGUUCACUUAAAACUUACCAUCUUAUUUAGUGAUUACCUGUUUUUAAGCUUUAUCAUUACUUGUUGGGCUAAUACCACUACAACACCCGAACUAUCCGAAAAAUGUCACUUGUGUCCUAUUGUAUCAAACAUUCCAUCUGUGUCCUGAACUAUUACUCUGUUAGUGUUGACCAGCGUUGACUGUUAAAAUUUAACAGAUUGUCUAGUCAGCGUUGAUGUGGAAAAUGACAUGGAAUUUUUAAUUCCAUUUUAUUGAAGAAAAUAAUUAAAAUAAAAAAAUUGAGAAAAAAUUGAGAAGAUAAGAAUCGAAUUUUGUCUUUCCUCUCUAUCCCUCUACGCCCGACAACUCUUCAGAGCGACCUUGACCCCCGACGAUUCUUUUAGAGAAACCUCACCGCCUGUCAAUUGUCGUCGAAACUCUCUGCUCCAUGGCAGUUUGCAUCACUGUAGCCUCUACUUUUCAGCUGGAAAUCACUUCAUUGGAAGAUUCUUUGAAGGGAUCGAGAGAUUGAGCAUCGUAGAUCUAGAUUCUCGAGCACACCCGGCAACCCAAUCCGCCACCACCAUACUCAUCCCACUCCGCCGCCACUCGAAUCGGACCCGCCAACCCACUCCGCCACCACUCCAAUCCGACUCGCAAUUGCAACCUCCAGCAAAAUCGACCCUCUAGAAACUCUCGGGCCUCCGAGCCGUCAGCUUCUCCAAAAAUCGUCGCUGAAACCUCCUUCGCGGCGGCGAGUUCCGUCCUACCGACCCAGGCUAUGAGCUCAUGCUCUCUACUUUGCCUAUCAGUUCCACUCUCUCCAUACCUGCAAUAUCAGUUGGCGCAUAAUCGGGAGACAACAGUGGGGGUAAGGUGGAUAUUCAGAGGGGGAAUCACAAGUCUCGGCUGGAGAAUCUCAUCGCAGGAGAGAAGAAGUCGAUGGAUUUUUCCAUGGCCGGAGAUUGGGGAGGAUGGAUUUUUUCAUGGCCGGAGAUUGGGGAGGGCGGAUUUUUCCAUGGCUGGAGAAUCUCAUCGCAGGAGAGAAGAAGUCGGUGGAUUUUUCAAUUUUUUUAUUUUUAAAGUUUUAUUUAAUUUAAAUUAAAAAAUUGAGGUGUCAAUGACUUGACAUUGCCACGUAAGCAAAAGUCAAUGUUAAGUUGAUCGCCGUUUGGUCAACUGUUAUUUGUCUUUUAAGUGCUUUGCGAGUUCGAUACCCAGCAAUACUAAAUUUUUUUAUCUUUUUACUAUUAUUUGUCUUUUAAGUGCUUUGUUUGCUUACGUACAUUUUUUUACGUUAUUAAAUUUUCGCCCCCCCCCCCCCCCAACUUAAAAUUCUAUCUCCGCCCCUGCCGUCAAGCCUUCUAAUCACGUUGUCGCUCAAAUGAAAAACCCCAUUAUCG
Messenger RNA from Linum trigynum, 2947 nucleotides. The record is from the annotation of a GenBank genome assembly. Lineage: Eukaryota; Viridiplantae; Streptophyta; Magnoliopsida; Malpighiales; Linaceae.